AGAUUGUAAAAGGAAGUGCUGUUCAUUCUGGGCAGGCAUGUUUGGGGAGGGCUCCCACCUCCCAGUCCUCGGAAGGAGCCUGCUCCUGCCUCUCCGGUGGUCAGAUUAGCCUGAGGCAGCCCCUCCACAGGCCUCCCCUCUGGCCUAGAGGCUCUGCUUGUUUUCUCAUCCUCCCGAGGAGAGCAAGGCGAUGGGUCUGCCCCUGCUGCUGCUCCUGCUGCUGCCCCUGCUGCCGCCAGCAUCUCUGCAGGCUGGUGGCUCAGCAAAAUGCACUUCAAACCUUGAUUAUGAAGUCAAACAACCAGAGCACCUCUCAGCCCCUGAGGGUGGCUCCAUCGACAUCCCCUUCUCCUUCUGUUACUCCUGGGAGUUAGCCAGUGAUCCCAAAGUGGGUAUAUCCUGGAGAUGGAGAGACUUCCAUGGAGAGUUCAUCUACAACACAACCCUGCAAUUCACCCAUGAGGAUUUUAAAAACCGCCUCUCCCUGAACUGGACAAAGGGCCAGAGGAACGGCUCCCUCCGGAUCUCUAACCUGCGGAGAGAGGAUGAAUGUAGCUACUUCGGCCGAGUCCAGUUGACCACACGGAACGAAGGCAAGAAGGUGUGGCAGUCCAUCCCAGGGACCAAACUCACCAUCACCACAGCCACUGAGAAAACCACCAAGGACCCCACCAGCACCACCAGCACCACCAGCACUACCACCACCACUGAUGGCCUAGGUGUCUCGGGGGACAAAUGGACAUCAGGGUCUAGGCCCCUGGCUCCAGGAGCGAUAGUUGGGGUGGCACUGGCGGGUGCCGUGCUCAUAAUCACAAUUUUGGGAUUGGCAGUCUACCUCAGGUGGAGGAGAAGCAAAGAGUUUUCAUUCCCAGUGAUUAAAAAAAAUAAUGUCCAAGGUAUGGCAGAGUGGAGUGGAGGUCACUGGAGUUGGGGGAUGGGUGAGUCCAGUGCCUGAGAGGAUGGUCCCUGUGGAUGAUGAGACCUCACAGGAAGGUGGGCAGCGGUGGAGAGGAUGUGUGUGAACCAGGGCCAAAUGCUUGGGAAAUGCUGUAGAGAGAUUUGAGAAGGAGGUGGUGGGGGAGAGUGCAGGGAGGUGGGGAGGAACAACAGAGUCCUCGGUGGAAGAGAGGGACAGGCUGCAGUGUAAACACAGAUUCCAGCCUUGAGGUUCAGAGGUAGGAGAGAGAAACAGCCACCACUCAAAGGAAAGCAUAAGAAGCUGGUUUGUCACAGCAGGAGGAGCGAUGGUGCCUGAGGGGGGGAAGGGAGGGAAGGUGGGCCAGGCUCAGCAGUGGAAGGAGAAGGUUGAGGGAUUGCAAGGAGUUGAAGGAAAGAGGAAGGAAGCAGAGGGAAAGUUAGGGAGAGAGGGGAGGGUGAAGGGGGCACAGGGUGCAGAGAAGAGCUGCUCUCCUGAUUUGGUGUUGAGGACAAAAGCAGGAGAGGUGUGGGCAGCCUCAGGAUGCCAGCUGGUGCCACUCUGAGUCCUAGGCCCUUCCAACAGGGGUUUCAGCAGAGCUGCUUUGCUGCCCUGGUUUAUCCAAGGAUGGUCUCAGAGUAGGAUGAAGCAGAAAGGCAGGAGGAGAGAUGCUGUUCAUGGAUGGCACACUGACAUGCUGUUGGU
Molecule: messenger RNA, 1621 nt
Organism: Myotis brandtii (Brandt's bat)
Lineage: Eukaryota; Metazoa; Chordata; Mammalia; Chiroptera; Vespertilionidae
Gene: PILRA
Product: paired immunoglobin-like type 2 receptor alpha
Exons: 4
Coding region: 191-955 (254 amino acids)
Molecular function (GO): MHC class I protein binding
Source: RefSeq, a predicted model, not a curated record